AUGGCUGCCGUAAGCAAAGCCCUUAUCCAGGAAUGCAGAAACCUGGGCCAGAGAGCGGAGUUUGUCAACACAUACUGGACGCUGCGAGACCUGCCAGCCAGGGCAAGGGACGGCAUCCAAGACACGCCAGAAGCAGCCCAGGCCGUUGGCGAGCAGCUGGCCAAGCAGGACGACAUCCUUGUGUGGCGUGCGAAGUACCUCCGCUCAAUCCUGAAGUUUCGAGCAGAGGGUAAGGCGAUCUAUUAUCUCGACGAAACGUGGGUCAACGCCGGACACACCGUCAACAAGAUCUGGGUCGACACGACGGUGCGUUCUGCCAGAGACGCAGGAAAUCGCGGCCUCAGCACCGGUCUCAAAAAUCCAUCUGGCAAAGGCAGCAGACUGAUUGUCACUCACGUUGGGGGUGACCAAGGCUUUGUGGAAGGUUGCCUCGACAUUUUUCAUGGAGUGAAGUCGGGCGAUUACCACGACGAGAUGGAUGGCAACAGGUUUGAACAUUGGUUUGACUUGUUCCUGACCAAGGUAGAGCCAGGAAGCGUUAUUGUAAUGGAUAACGCUUCCUACCACUCAAGACGUGUGGAGUGUGUCCCCACGAAAUCUUCAACCAAGAGUGUCAUCCAAGAAUGGCUAAGCUCAAAGGGAAUUGACUGGGACAAAGACAUGCUCAAGGUGGAACUAAUUUCUUUAGUCUCCCAAGUGCGACACAAGUUCCUCAGCUACCGAGUGGACACACGUGCUGAAACUGUUGGGUGCACGGUUCUUAGGCUGCCCCCUUAUCAUUGUGAGCUGAAUCCCAUUGAGCUUAUCUGGGGGCAAGUGAAGAAUGAGGUUGCACGAAGCAACUCGUCUUUCAAACUAAAAGAUGUGAAGGUGCUUCUAGAGCAGGCAAUCAAGAAUGUCACGAAAGACAACUGGACCGCUGCUAUACAGCAUGUUAAGAAGAUGGAAAAGCAGUUCUGGGAGAAUGACAGCCUGUCGGACAGAGAGGUUGCACCAAUCAUCAUCGAAAUCAAUGCCGGAGAUGUCAGCGACGACUCCUAUGAAGAUGAAAGCUGCGAUGAAGUUGUCUCUGGAUCAGGCCAGCCACACAUUCCAGGUGUGGAGCCACUUAAUAUGUAA
Messenger RNA from Ixodes scapularis (black-legged tick), 1119 nucleotides. RefSeq lists its product as uncharacterized. The transcript is spliced from 2 exons. NCBI's taxonomy places the organism in Eukaryota, Metazoa, Arthropoda, Arachnida, Ixodida, Ixodidae. The record is from RefSeq and is a predicted model, not a curated record. Gene Ontology annotation, molecular function: nucleic acid binding. Bases 1 to 1119 code for a protein of 372 amino acids.